UACGGGGUGGAAAGGAAGGGCGAUAUUCUGAAAACCGGGUUUUUGAAAAAGGUCCAUACACCGCAAUCGAGGGAUUCUUGCAGUUGCGGCAACCGGUUAUGCUGGAAAAGCCUGAGAAACCGGAAGAUUCUAAAUAGUUUAUGAUAUGUGAGACUCAUGUAUGCAUUUUUACUUUUUUAUGGGUAGGAGCUGCAUAUUGCGAAAUUUUCAAUACGUUGUUUAUGGUUUCAACCUCAGACCUCUGAUACAUAUCUUCGACCACAAUGUUCUUAGACCGAAAAGCAGGAAGAGCAAUAAUGAAGAAGACCCAGACCACCCGUUAACCUCAACUAGUUUCUCAUCUACCCAGAUAUUGAAUCAGACCCUGAAACUCCCGUCCGAUCAGCUUGACGAGCUGUGCUCGCGCCCCUGUAUACUGCUCCAUCGCCACAACCAAUCCAGCCAAAAGAUCCCUGAUAACUUUAGGCCCGACACCUUGGACUACUACCGUCGACCGAUAGUAUUGCAUGAUCCCGGUAUCGUUCUUAUCGAUUCAGCCACUGCGAGAGCUCCAAGUACAGCCCGAGCUGGAGAGUUUGCCAGUUUGCUUGAUGUGCAAUUAUCAAGCGUGAUGCGUAUUGGACCUCGAGGAAGUGAUCAGCCUCCCAUGGAGCAGCCUGUGGUGGUUUCUCAAUGGGAAAGGCAACAUUGCUGUCGUAGUAUGCGCGGAGGAUUCUGCCUAGGGCAGCUUCAUCUCCAACUGCCAGCACGCUGUCUUCGGAUGAGGGCCAGAUAAGGGAGGUUGGGAUAUCGGCGAUAUUUCCAUCGGUAGAGGUAACUUCUUCAUUCUCCGUAGUCAUGAUGUGUAGCUUGGCAGGAUGUUAGCGCGGC
This is a messenger RNA of Aspergillus alliaceus, 870 nucleotides long. RefSeq lists its product as uncharacterized. NCBI's taxonomy places the organism in Eukaryota, Fungi, Ascomycota, Eurotiomycetes, Eurotiales, Aspergillaceae. The transcript is spliced from 2 exons. The coding region runs from base 161 to 775 and encodes 204 amino acids. The record is from RefSeq and is a predicted model, not a curated record.